Molecule: messenger RNA, 3466 nt
Organism: Astrephomene gubernaculifera
Lineage: Eukaryota; Viridiplantae; Chlorophyta; Chlorophyceae; Chlamydomonadales; Astrephomenaceae
Source: the annotation of a GenBank genome assembly
CACAUUUCUAACAUCGACAUCGUAUCACGCACUAUGGACAACCCUUAAUAGGUCGUUUCCCCAAGUGUGAAAAUAGGGUCUCAUCAUAAUACUCUCCUCUCCGGACUGCUGUCCUUCUGACCAACCAUGGCAGAAGGCUUGGUUGACGAAAAGCUACAUUGCGAGGAUGCAUUUGCGUCAAUUUCGGGCGGUUUACGUAUCAGUAAAGGCCCGCCAAAGCUCUGUCCGGAUAAGAAGCAGCCCCUCUCGGCUUUUAGAAAGCUAGGACGGGCAUUUGGGCUUGCUCGGGAACAACGAUGGUCAGCUCGAGCUGGAAGUGAUGGCGAUUUUGCUGGCGAAGCGCCAUCAGAAUGUCAGCAAACCCUUGAGUAUGGUUCAUCGCUCCCUUCCCACUCUGAAGGCGCAAAGAACGUUCUUCGUGCUAGCAAAACUAGUCUCCAGCUCGGCAGCCUGCCAGCGCAGACGUUUUCUACGCAACCGAGAAACGAGCGCGGCGGCAAUGCCAGCUCCUUUGACAAGCGACAAGACCCGGAGGCAGCUUGCGAGCAAAACCACCUACAUAUUCAAAAACAAACUUUGUCUUCACAGCCUUCUCGGCCGCGUUCCCUGCUGAGCGCGCUGCUGAAUCGCCCUAGUCGUGCCAACUUGAUGGACAAGGAGCGCUCGCCCUCAGGGACACCGUCAACCCAAGAGUCAACCACGCGACCUGAGACAUCUACCCAAGAGCCUUCCCCGGAAGAGGUACAGCCUACCAACCAACAGCAGGCGGCGCCAGUCACCGCACGGGAGCUUAAGCCAUCCAUCCUGCAGCUCGACUCUCGCGGCUCUGAAGAGCAGCCCAUGCGGCCGCACAUGGGCAUCGACGAACACGAGGGGCAUCUGGCCAUGUGCCUAUCCGCACCCUCUGGCGACUCCGCCAUCCUAAACCGACUGGCCCAGAAGCACCCGUCCGUGUCCCCCCGACCCGUCAUCGCAGCCGCGUCGGGAGCGGUAGCAGUGCCGCCACCGGCAGCAGCCUCGGUGGCCUCGGCAGCCUCCGCCAUGCCCAUCCCGAAGUCUUCGCUGCCCAGGACCAGCCGGCUAGUUGUGGGCUCCCAAGGCAUCGGCAAGGAGCGCGCAUCGCUGUUCGGGCGCGAUGGCAGCACCACCACGGGGCCGGCCAGCAGCAGCACGGAUGCAGCUGGAAGCGUCCCCGCAAGCUCCAUGCUGGCCAUGUCGUACGGCCAGCCUCUGACAAGCUUUGUACGACCGCCCUGCGAACCCCAACCGCCACAACCGCCGCAACAGCAGCUCCCGCAACAGCAGCAGUCAUCCGUACCCCCGCCCCAGCAGUCCCCAACGCCGGUGGCUGCUACACCCACAGCCGAGGGUGCGGAUGCGGUGGCCACCGUCCCGGCUGCUGCUGCUGCGGCGCCCAGUGGGGCCGGCACGUUGCUGGCGACCAGUGUCAGCACUCCGGCAUCCAUGCUCCGCAGCAACUGGAGCCUGGAUGACUACAGCCUGCAGAAGCGGCUCUACAAGGGCAAGAUGUCCUCAGUGUACAAGGGCCGCUGCCUGCGUUCCGGACUGCCGGUGGCUCUGAAGGUCUACUUCAAGGCCCGCGUGCCCUCCAAUGUGAUCCAUAUGGUUCUGCGGGAGGUCAGCAUCCACCUGCAGGCCUGCGACCAGCGGAACGUGCUGAAGCUGUACGGAGUGUUCCAAACGGAUGAGCUCUUCGUGAUGGUCCUUGAAAUGGCGGCACGCGGAAACCUGUGCGGCAUUUGCCGUACAGUUAAUGGCGGGCGGCUCACGGAGUCGCAGGUCCGCCGCGUGGUACUGGAGCCGCUGCUUGACUCGCUUUCAUACCUCCACGGUCGCGGCGUGUGCCACCGCGACAUCAAGCCCGAGAACAUCCUGUUCACCUCGGAGUGGGAGUUCCGGUUGGCGGACUUCGGGGUGUCCAUCAACCUGCUGGAGGAGCGGGCGGUCACGCGGGCGGGGACGGCUGAGUACAUGGCUCCCGAGGUGGAGCGCUGCCCGCUCAAGUCGUGUCCCGAGGACAACAAGGACAACCUCUCGCUCGCGUACAGCACUGCGGCGGACGUGUGGAGUGUGGGAGUGCUGGCGUACGAGCUGCUGGUGGGAUUCCCGCCGCUGGUGGGGGAGGGUGCGAACGGUGGCUCCUUUAACCUGAGCUUCCCCGCCUCGGUAUCACCCGGGGGCCGCGACUUCAUCACCUCUGCCCUCGCGCCGCACCCUGAGGAGCGACCCACGGUUCUGCAGUUACGGAACCAUCCCUGGCUGCAGGCUGCGCAAUAACUGUGAAAGAGGGCAGUGUACGGCAGGCAUGCAAAGUAGGCCUAGAGCGUUUCCUACAGCGAAUGUUGGCGCUCUGGUAACACGAGCGAGCGGGCACAGGGGGCGAUGCGGAGCUGUGUGGCCACUAAAGCAACUGAUAUGGUGCGUGACACAAGACCGGGUUGAUCCUUUGAUGGAUGGUGAGGCCCGGUUAUCCUGAGGAACAUGUGUGGGAUGGUUUUCAAUAUGCCAUGCGUGCUGCUAUGAGUUCUGCGUGCUGCUGUGAUUUCUGCUGGUGCUGCGGCUAUUAUUGCUUGUGUUGUGUAGUGCAUCCGCGCCAAAUGUGUGCGGCGGCGGUGCAAGCUGACGGGUUUAACCGCUGGGAUGUACGGUGUAUGGCUUAUAAAACAAUUGUCUUGAUGUUUUGGGUAUGAGGCUAGCUAUGCAGCAGCGCAGCACCCGAUGCGGCUGCACUGCCUGAUUGAUAACUUUGUGUCAAGUGGCAGCAAGAAAAUGAAAGGACGAGGUUGAAGAAAUUGAGAUGAAGAACAAGGGUGAUAAACAAAUUCAGAAGAAUCGUAGGAACAGGGAUUCGUGAUGACUGAUGGGGAGAUUACGUGCUACACGAUACUCGCGAGCAGUAUGCUUCAUGGCUGGGUGGCGUAAGGCUGGAACUGUCCUUUCGUACUGACGCCCUCCAAUUGAUCUCCGUGGGCUAACAUGGUGACAUACAUCAAAGUACCAGUCACUUCGCGGUUACUGUUGUUCCCCUGAUCCCCUGACCUAAUAAGGGGAGGGGGACGCGGAGGCACAUGAGGAGGUUGCGGAAUUGGAGGCCUUCUUUUGGCGGUUGUUUCUUGUCAUCUGCCAACGUCUGUCUCGUUAGUGUGGUGCGACGUAUGCGACUACCUGCCAAUGCACGCGCAGCGGAGUUAUACCGUAUGGUCGUUACCGUUUCGCCUGGACACUACUCGAGUUCUUCGUACAUUCUGUUGAUCGGUCCUGGCAGCUGAGUUGCCUCAGUUGAAUGCGCCUGCUGUGGCAUUGGUUGAAAUUGUUUGUUGAAAAGGCUUACGGAACGCGUUGGGCAAUGCCUUUCUGGAAGUGAUAUUUAAGGGAACUCUAAUGUUGAUGGAUUCUUGUUGCUUGCCAUUUUAGAAGAGGAAUGGAGCACGUUUAUUUAAAACAC